AUGCUAUGUACAACAUUCCGGGAUAUCGAAACAACUCCCCAACACGUGACAGAUCUGGCGUUUAAAGGGCCUGAGCGCGAUCUAAACGCCACAGCCGAUACUUUCACUUCUGCCCAAUCUCAUCAUCCCGUGAUCUCCGCUCUGCCAAUCCGGUUAAGAAAUCCACCGGUUCUCGGCCCAAGUCCUGUAUAUCUCAAGGGAGCCAUGGAAAGCAGUGAUGCGGAGAGGUACGAAGAACUGUAUGUUCACAAUGUCUACCAAGAAAUCGCAGACCACUUCUCCUCCACAAGAUAUAAGCCUUGGCCAAUUGUCGAACGUUUUUUAAAAGAACAACCUCCCGGCUCGAUCGGACUCGACAUUGGCUGCGGCAAUGGCAAAUACCUACCAGUAAACUCCAACGUUUUCAUUGUGGCGUCAGAUAGAUCCGAAGCCUUGGCGCGAAUUUCCAGCAGGCAUUAUCCGCACUCUGUGAUUGUCGCUGACAAUCUGAAUUUGCCGCAUCCGGAUGGUUUCUUCGACUUCGCCAUCUCCAUUGCGGUGGUUCAUCACCUAUCAACUCCUGAACGCAGGGUUAAAGCUGUCCAGUCUAUCCUACAGACACUCAGACCAUCUCGCAAUGGGCAAGAAGGUGGCAAAGCGUUAAUAUAUGUCUGGGCGCUAGAACAGAAAACCAGUAGAAGGGGGUGGGAUGCUGGAGAUGACCAGGACGUCAUGGUCCCAUGGGUGCGACAGAAGAAAAGCGUGGAUGCUCAAUCUGAGGAGUCAACCAAGACUUUCCACCGCUACUAUCAUUUAUAUCAAUCGCAGGAGCUGGAGAGGGACAUUGUCGCAGCCGGUGGCGAUGUGUUGGAUCACGGCUAUGAAAAGGACAACUGGUGGGCAAUCGCAAGCUUAAAACCGCUGGAUUGA
Paracoccidioides lutzii Pb01 is the source of this 909-nucleotide messenger RNA. RefSeq names its product tRNA (uracil-5-)-methyltransferase TRM9. Bases 1 to 909 code for a protein of 302 amino acids. The transcript is spliced from 4 exons. Gene Ontology annotation, molecular function: tRNA binding; S-adenosylmethionine-dependent methyltransferase activity. The record is from RefSeq and is a predicted model, not a curated record. Gene Ontology annotation, biological process: tRNA wobble uridine modification. Gene Ontology annotation, cellular component: nucleus; cytoplasm.